This is a messenger RNA of Marchantia polymorpha subsp. ruderalis, 3129 nucleotides long. NCBI's taxonomy places the organism in Eukaryota, Viridiplantae, Streptophyta, Marchantiopsida, Marchantiales, Marchantiaceae. The record is from the annotation of a GenBank genome assembly.
GCUGGCUACCACGGAUUGCACCAUUAAUCCGAUUGCCAAUGAGCGACAUCCACAGGCCCGUGCUAAUCCAGCGCGAAUCGAUUUGGCAGAUGGUGCUGGGGAAAGCUAUCUCGGGCGUGGUUCGCUGCGAAGCUGAACUGGGCUUGUUGCGAGAUCAGUGAUGCUGCGCGAUCUUGUCCCCACCUGUUUCGCGAGGUUUGGCGCUGAGCGCGGAGGUCUGAGCAUAUGUGGUCUGCUCGGUGUGUCGCAAGGCGGUAGAAGUGGAGCCUCCGCUCACUCUCCAACCUCAGGGAGCCUCCUCUACUCGCAGUGGCGCUCACGCCUCGUGAGUGAGAGAGACUGAGAGCUGCCAACUUCCCAUCCUGCCAUCCGCAGAGCAGCUCUACCAACGGGAGAGUCAUCCUUUUCUCUGACAUCUCCUGAUCCACUAGUCGAUCUGUCUCAUCCUUCCUCGUCCCUUUUCUCUCGCGUCCCUGCGUGUUUCGCACACGGCUCCUGACUCCUCGUUGGUGCAUUCCGAUUUGGAAGUCUCGACCUCGCGAGCCGAGACGAGGAAUCCCACCGAGGUCGGCUUCUUCUUCCUUUUCCGCGCUCGCCACGCGCGCUUGCUCUCGUCUCGUCUGUCUCUGUUGCCACUUCGCGUUCUGCGUGGGAAGUGGAAUCAUCUCUGCUCAAGCGUUGGAAGUGGCCUCCGGAAGUUGAUGGCCGCCUCGCACUGGGGGCAAAAAAGAUCACAAUUGAGUCAUGAGAUCUCUCGGUCCUUGAACAACAAUGAGGAGGGACGGAGUCAGAUUCGGCCUGGCUAGCUGAAUACUUUGGCGGUUUACCACCUUCGGCUUGUCAGCUUCUCAACUGAAAUUGCUUCUUCUCCUUCCGAAUUGUGCUUCCACGCGGAGUUUGAAGGAGAUACUCACUCCGCAGGGAGUUCGCAAAUUCUACCCGACGCAACCUUGCUGAACCUUGUGAUUCUGGUCAGCCAAACGAUUUGCGUGGAAAGACACAUAGAGGUUGUGAAUGGCUGGGGCUCGGGGUGCCGCUGAGACCUUGACCUCCCGCGCAGCCGUAGCCAGCGCAGGUCAGAUGCAAAGGCAACGGGAAAGGAUGGUAGCUGAGACUGUGGCAGCUUUGCCACCGCUCGUUUGCAAGCCUUCAGAUCGCAGUUUAGACUUUUCUGGCAGACAUGUCCAUCAGUUGCCUUUAAGUGAAUUUGAGUUUAGGACUCUCUUUCCCCAAGUUGACAAGAUAAGAGAGAUUCAAGAAUUUGAAGAGAAGGAGCUUAAGGUGACCGAAAAAUCUAAGAAGGUGAUUGUUAAGCCUGUCGUCAGGGUGAAGGUGAAGAAUGCAAAUCUGAAGAGGCUACUAAGCGGUGCGAUUGCUGGGGCAUUUUCUAGAACAUGCGUUGCUCCACUUGAGACAAUACGGACUCAUUUGAUGGUCGGAAGUGGUGGUCAGACUGUACCGGCAGUUUUUAAUCAUAUUGUGGGGCAGGAGGGUUGGCGCGGACUUUUCAGGGGAAAUGGAGUUAACGUGAUUCGAGUCGCCCCAAGCAAAGCUAUUGAGCUUUUUGCGUAUGACACGGUGAAGAAAUAUUUGACUGCAAAGGAUGGAGGGAAAGAUAAAAUUCCUUUUCCAAUUGCACCUGUGGCGGGUGCUACUGCAGGUGUUUGCUCAACAUUGGUUAUGUACCCACUGGAGUUGUUGAAAACUCGGUUGACUAUUCAGCGGGGGGUUUAUGACAAUCUGGUACAUGCAAUGGUCAAGAUAUGUCGAGAGGAAGGGCCGAGGGAACUAUACAGGGGUUUAACUCCAAGCCUCAUCGGAGUCAUUCCUUACGCCGCCACAAACUACUUUGCCUAUGAUACGCUGCGGAAGCUCUACAAGAAGUACACGAAGCAGGAGAGAGUGGGAAAUCUCGCUACUCUGUGUAUUGGGUCUACGUCUGCUGCCCUGUCGAGUGCUUGCACGUUUCCUCUGGAGGUCGCCCGGAAACAGAUGCAACUUGGAGCUGUGAGCGGUCGGGUUGUGUAUAAGAAUCUCCUUCAUGCUCUGACAAGCAUUCUAGAACAACAAGGCCCCUCUGGCUUAUAUCGAGGACUUGCUGCUAGCUGUUUCAAGUUGAUACCAGCUGCGGGGAUCUCCUUCAUGUGUUAUGAGGGUAUGAAGCAGAUCCUUAUAGAGGAGGAAGAAGAGCAAAAACGGUAGGUAUAGGCCUUUCCCUCAUCAAGGUGUCUUCCUUUCACGUGUCACACUCUCACCGUCGCUAUUUCUAUCCUAUCCACUCAAUGGGCAAACCCUUCCCGCGUGUUAACCUGAUGCGUUCCUCCUCUAUGAUUCGAGUCUUGCACAGGUUUUUAUGCAGAUGAAGAUUUGAUUCAGCAGGUUGAGGUAGCCCCUUCUAGCGAGAAUUGUGACCCCCAUUGACCUCCCCCAUAAGUUGUCAUUUGUCCUUUAGAGUCCAUGUACAUUUGCAGUGUCAUCUAAGACCUAUGGUAACCCUUUUGAAACGGUGGGGUUAUAGUCCGUCUGGCCUAUUCAGAUCUAGUUGAAUGAGUCAAGUUUCCAUUAGCAUUGUGGAAGAAAAUGGGAAGCAGGGGGGCGCUCGAGUGUAUCAGUACGAACGAAGAUUCUCAACAAGUGUAGUAAAAGAACCUGAAAAUUCCACCAACAGGAAUGUUACUGCAGUAGGUGAUCGAUCGAUUUAUUACAUUCCUACAAGUCUUUACCAUGUUUAACUUGGUUGCCGUGUUCAUGAGUUGUUGAAUCCUGACGCAGUCCAGGUGACGACAUUUCGAGUGUGAUCACUCUAGAUGAACAUGAAACAAGGCAACCAUGUAGACAUCAGUUAAUAAGCAAGUCCAAACGACCUAGAGCAGGUCAAAGUGACGACGAUCAGCUAGAACACAUUUUACGGAGAAGUAAUGUGCCAACACAUUCCUCUCAUGAGUAUUAGUGUAGUAUUGUAGUACAUCCUGAAGUACAUAAGGUGGCAGCAGUGAAGCAGAGCUAAUUCUAAUCGUGGGGACCAAAAGACGUGGGGCUCUCUACAGGAAGUAUCGUUGCUCUGUGGAGUAGUCACCGCAUGUUUGACCUCAUUGUAAUCUAAGAGAAAACUUGGGUCGAUGGCUACAC